CAAUCUGCUGCUGUAUGGCUGAAGUGGACAUACAUAUCUUUACUGGAUGUGGACAAGGCCAUUUUGCUCAGAAUACAUUUGAUGGGUUUUUUUCGUUUCUUACUCACAAUCAAGAUGAGGGGAGUGUGGUUGGCGUCUUGGAGGUGUGACCAAAAUUUGGAGUGGUGGGACCAAAGAAACUGUAGACAAUCUUCGUGGCGAGUUGUACAAGGUGUAGAAACAAAGCAACUUCUCAUAUUCCGAGGAUAAUUUCUGUGGUCCUCUGUAGCGCGAUCAGCCAUGUAACAACAGCAUGUGAACGUUCCACCAGCUGUCAGAAUGUUGCAGGCCUGCGUGUUUCCUAUACCUCGCCCAGGAAGCAGACAGCCAUUAAUACAUCCUGGCAUUUGAGAGAUUACAUCACCACAAGUCACAUGCCUCUUUACAACAUCUGUGUUGACAACGAGCCUUGAACACAGUAACCUGACACGUAACCAUGUUGUCAGAUUGUCACCCACCAGGAAACACAAGGUCGGCGAGGCCGACCCACUGCGAAUGUUAUUUUCAAAUACCUGCAAACGCAGAAGUGAAAUCUGUCCCGGUCUCCUCUCUACCGCCUGCCAUUCAGCAGAAGAUACGUCGCCUCGGCAGCUGCAAUGACAGUGACACAGCGCCUUCCGUCAUAUGUGUGUCGCAAGUUACCAAACACUACUUCCCAGUGAGCUGCCAACCGGGCACAUUCAAUGGAGCCAUGGCGGAUAUGCUUUCACCCGCAGAGCAUCCCCUCUAUGGACAAAGUCGUUCGCCCCCCAUCAGACCAAAUCUACGGCCCAUGGAAGAGAACAUAGACCCUGCAGCUUGUUUUGUCCCAGUAAAGUCCUCUAAGAAAACCGCCUCUACAAUACUAGAAUUAUUACAGGCCGGUGACCUGCAAUACAUGGAGAAUGUGCUGCCGCAGCGGGGAGAUUUCUUUUGUUUUAAUUCAAGCAUUCUUAGUAUUAAAGCCAAUGUUCUGUGUAUGCACAAAAACAGGAUGUAUCUCCUGCCGGAACUCCCAGCAAAGGUUUCCCACGCAGAUGCCAAUGUACAGGAAUUAUCCACCAGAUACCCCGGUGACACCACCUCCAGCUCUGGCUCAAUAAUCGAUAUUUCCAGUAACACGGAGGAUGAAUUUAUCUUCCAAGACCCAUGGUCGGAGAUCGAUGACCUGAGUCCUGACAGUGAUACAUCAGUUCGGCAGGAUGACCUUGGCAAAAUGACAGCAGAUCCCUGUAGGUCUGUAGUGGACAAAUCAUCAGUCACUGUGAUACAGAAGGAUGAGAACGGGGGUUACCUAGCAGAAGAAAUUCCUUCCACCAAUGAAAAUACAGCUCUGAGACCAACGCGUUUCACUCAUUCUGAGAUAACGGACCAGGAAUUAAUUACCGGAUACCCCAAAGACACCAUUUCCAGCCCUGGGACAGGCACUGCCAGUAAUACAGAGGAUGACUUUUCCUUAGACUACUCUUGGUCGGAGACUGAUGAUGUGAGUCCUAGCAGUGACCCAUCAGUCCAGCAGGAUGACCUCGGCAAUAUGACUACAAAAAGUAGCGGAAAUGGCAAUCGCUGGCCUGGAAGGGACAAAUCCUCUGUGGCUGUAAUACAGAAGGACGAGACCAGAUGUCACCUAGAAGAAGCAAUUUAUUCCAAGACGGAAAAUCCCUCUCUGGGACCAACGCAUUUCACUCAUCCUGAGAGAGAGGAACAGGAAUUAAUUACUGGAUACCCCAAAGACACCAUUUCCAGCCCUGGGACAGGCACUGCCAGUAAAACAGAGGGUGAAUUUUCCUUAGACUACUCUUGGUCGGAGACUGAUGAUGUGAGUCCUAGCAGUGAUCCAUCAGUCCAGCAGGAUGACCUCGGCAAUAUGACUACAGAAAGUAGCGGAAAUGGCAAUCGCUGGCCUGGAAGGGACAAAUCCUCCGUGGCUGUAAUACAGAAGGACGAGACCAGAUGUUACCUAGAAGAAGCAAUUUAUUCCAAGAAGGAAAAUCCCUCUCUGGGACCAACGCAUUUCACUCAUUCUGAGAGAGAGGAACAGGAAUUAAUUACCGGAUACCCCAAAGACACCAUUUCCAGCCCUGGGACAGGCACUGCCAGUAAUACAGAGGAUGACUUUUCCUUAGACUACUCUUGGUUGGAGACUGAUGAUGUGAGUCCUAGCAGUGAUCCAUCAGUCCAGCAGGAUGACCUCGGCAAUAUGACUACAGAAAGUAGCGGAAAUGGCAAUCGCUGGCCUGGAAGGGACAAAUCCUCUGUGGCUGUAAUACAGAAGGACGAGACCAGGUGUCACCUAGCAGAAGCAAUUUAUUCCAAGAAGGAAAAUCCCUCUCUGGGACCAACGCAUUUCACUCAUUCUGAGAGAGAGGAACAGGAAUUAAUUACCGGAUACCCCAAAGACACCAUUUCCAGCCCUGGGACAGGCACUGCCAGUAAUACAGAGGAUGACUUUUCCUUAGACUACUCUUGGUUGGAGACUGAUGAUGUGAGUCCUAGCAGUGAUCCAUCAGUCCAGCAGGAUGACCUCGGCAAUAUGACUACAGAAAGUAGCGGAAAUGGCAAUCGCUGGCCUGGAAGGGACAAAUCCUCCGUGGCUGUAAUACAGAAGGAUGAGACCAGAUGUCACCUAGAGGAAGCAAUUUAUUCCAAGAAGGAAAAUCCCUCUCUGGGACCAACGCAUUUCACUCAUUCUGAGAGAGAGGAACAGGAAUUAAUUACCGGAUACCCCAAAGACACCAUUUCCUGCCCUGGGACAGGCACUGCCAGUAAUACAGAGGAUGACUUUUCCUUAGACUACUCUUGGUUGGAGACUGAUGAUGUGAGUCCUAGCAGUGAUCCAUCAGUCCAGCAGGAUGACCUCGGCAAUAUGACUACAGAAAGUAGCGGAAAUGGCAAUCGCUGGCCUGGAAGGGACAAAUCCUCCGUGGCUGUAAUACAGAAGGACGAGACCAGAUGUCACCUAGAAGAAGCAAUUUAUUCCAAGAAGGAAAAUCCCUCUCUGGGACCAACGCAUUUCACUCAUCCUGAGAGAGAGGAACAGGAAUUAAUUACCGGAUACCCCAAAGACACCAUUUCCAGCCCUGGGACAGGCACUGCCAGUAAUACAGAGGAUGACUUUUCCUUAGACUACUCUUGGUCGGAGACUGAUGAUGUGAGUCCUAGCAGUGAUCCAUCAGUCCAGCAGGAUGACCUCGGCAAUAUGACUACAGAAAGUAGCGGAAAUGGCAAUCGCUGGCCUGGAAGGGACAAAUCCUCCGUGGCUGUAAUACAGAAGGACGAGACCAGAUGUCACCUAGAAGAAGCAAUUUAUUCCAAGAAGGAAAAUCCCUCUCUGGGACCAACGCAUUUCACUCAUCCUGAGAGAGAGGAACAGAUUCCUGUGAGGAGGAAACAAAUCAAAAGAAAAAUAUCCUCUUUGGACAAUGUGGAAAAUGUAAAAAAGACAAAUGACCUUGAGGACUCUGUAACAAACCAAGAAACUAAAACUGUCCAUACGUUAUCCAGCUUCUCCGAUACACUUCCAACGUCAUCUUCUGCAUCUCUUCCUGUGGGGUCACCAAAUUCUCCUUCUGGUCAACCUACAUCAUUCCUGCCCUGCCAGCAAAGUACAGGAGCUGACUUGUUCUCCAUACCCACCCCACAAUAUGGUGUUUCCCUGAUUGCUCCUAUUCCAGGAGGAACCAACGCUGCUAAGGCCACAUCAUUUUCCUCACUGGCCAUGUCCAAAAGUAUCUCUAGAACUGCAGACAGUGCUGAGCCCAUCCAGUGUCACACAAUACCAGCCAACAAAUCGUCCCUAAGUGACAGCAUAUCGCGGCCUGAACUUACAUCGCUUCUUGACAUCGAUGAGACAACCAAAGCUGAGCGAGCACGACGGCUUGAAGAGCGCGUGAGAGAAAUGAAUAAGAUAGUUGAGGAUAUGCGCAUGAAAAAUCAAAAGAAUUAAAGAUGUUUUCACACUGUACAAAGUAGGUACUGUAAAACCUUGCACUUAUGAAAUAAAUGUGUAUUCUGUGUCCUA
Molecule: messenger RNA, 4039 nt
Organism: Pseudophryne corroboree (corroboree frog)
Lineage: Eukaryota; Metazoa; Chordata; Amphibia; Anura; Myobatrachidae
Product: dentin sialophosphoprotein-like
Exons: 10
Coding region: 476-3964 (1162 amino acids)
Biological process (GO): regulation of DNA-templated transcription
Molecular function (GO): nuclear retinoic acid receptor binding
Source: RefSeq, a predicted model, not a curated record